AUGGCUCCCUCGGCAGUAACAGAUCUACUACCUACUGCAUCAAAACCGGCUCCUAUGCAUACCGAGAUUAAAGAUGUCGAUGCAAUGUCAGCGAUGGCUCACCGAGGCAAAGCCCUCCCGUCGAUCCCGAAAUUUGCCUCUCAUGCUGAGACGCGCCAGUGGCAGCUGGAACACAUGGCGGGGCCUAUCGCGUCUUCGCCAGUGAAGAAUACGCAGAGGGCGAGCGACAUGACAUGUGUCGACCUGAAUGGCGAAGUUACCGGCGGCAACACUGCAGGCUCGAUCAACGCCGCUGGAUUUCAGAUCCACAGUGCGGUGCAUCGUGCCCGGCCCGACGUUCACGCCAUCCGCCAUACGCACUCUGUUUGUGGGAGGGCAUGGUCGGCCUUCUCGAAGCCACUCGAGAUGCUGAACCAAGACGUUUGCUACUUUUACAAUGCACAUUCGGUCUACGCCGACUAUGGUGGUAUUGCCAACGAAGCCUCCGAGGGCGAGAGAAUUGCCGCCAGUCUGGGAUCAGGAAAAGCUGCGAUUGCUGAACCACGGACUUUUGACUGUGGGAGCUGCAAAGUACAGCUCGCAGUCGAGGUUGCCGGACUCGAGAAGCACUUUGUUUCCGACGAGGAAGCAGCGUAUAAUUUCAAGAUGGCAAGCACUCCGGAGACGCUGUAUUGUGAAUUCCAGCCGCAUCUGAAGUACGAAGAGUACAAGUGUCGAGGGGACUACAAAGCCUAA
Molecule: messenger RNA, 735 nt
Organism: Colletotrichum graminicola M1.001
Lineage: Eukaryota; Fungi; Ascomycota; Sordariomycetes; Glomerellales; Glomerellaceae
Product: class II Aldolase and Adducin domain-containing protein
Exons: 4
Coding region: 1-735 (244 amino acids)
Cellular component (GO): cytoskeleton
Molecular function (GO): actin filament binding
Source: RefSeq, a predicted model, not a curated record